Molecule: messenger RNA, 159 nt
Organism: Cooperia oncophora
Lineage: Eukaryota; Metazoa; Nematoda; Chromadorea; Rhabditida; Trichostrongylidae
Source: the annotation of a GenBank genome assembly
AUGGUUAGCUAUUAUCACAAUGAAAAUUAUCCGAACGUCGUGGAGUUACCUUAUCCGAAAACCCAUGAAAAGUUCUUGCCGACGUACGUCAUCAACAUUUGGGAUAAGAAAGCUCGAAACUCCAAGCAGAUGGAUGUGCAGUUGAGAGACAGCACGUAA